AUGAAUAUUCUCGUCGCACAGCUUCAGCAAAUGGAGUUAGUGCGCCAACAUGCCAACGAGACGGUGAGGCAGAUCAAGUUUGAGUUAGCUGAUGAAAGAAAUAAGGUGCAGGGAGCUGCAAUCUUCUUGCAACAAUUAGCUAGAGAAGGUGCAUCGGUCCACAAACAUGAGAACGACCAGGAGAAAAAGGCUUUGAGAGAUGAAGUGAUGAAGUUGACACAGAUAAUAGAAAAGCUGCAAACUGAGCAUGAAACUGAGGUUGCUGUUCUGUAUGAUGAGCGGAUUAAGACAAACAAAGACCGUCGAGAUGCCAUCAGAAGGGCCGACCAGCUGAAAGUAUCUCUGAUCUCAGAGAAGAACAAAACAGCAGAGACUGAGAUCUGUUUAGCCAAGCAGAUGGAAGAAACAUCUAAACUUCAAGCUGCUCUGGUCAAAAUGGAGAAAGAUUUGGAGGAACAUAGACAGCAGUGGGAGCAGGAAAAGGUCCGUCUCCUUACUAGUAACCAAGAAACAUCUGAGGUGGAAAAGCUGAAAUACCGUUUGGAGUCACAGAUGGUUGAGCAUGAAGAUGAGGUUGCUGUUUUGUAUAAUGAGCUGAUCAAAAGGAACGAGGACCGUCGAGAUGCCAUCAGAAAGGCCAACCAGCUGAAAGAAAACCUGGUUGAAGAGAAAAACAGAACAAAAGAGGCUGAGGACAGCUUAGUCCAGCAAAAGGAGGAAGCCUAUAACCUACAGGUUGCUCUGGUCCAAAUGGAGAAAGUUUUGGAGGAACAGCGACAGCAGUGGGAGCAGGAAAAAUCUCAUCUUCUAAGAACCAACCAACAGGAAAGAGAUGAGUUGGAGCAGCUGAAACAGCAGUUAGAGUUACAGAAAGCUGAGGCAGAACAGGAGAUUGCUGCUCUGCAUUUGGAGCAGGAGAAUAAAAACCAAUACCAUCAAGAUGCUGCAAGAAAAGUUAUGGAACUGGAAAUGACUCUGGUUGCUGAGAAGACCAGAACAAAGGAGGCUGAGAUCUGUUUAGCUGAACAAGGGCAGGAAACCUGGAAAAUAAAGGCUGCCUUGGUCAAAAUGGAACAAGACAUGGAGAACCAAAAACUGCUCUGGGCCCAGGAAAAAUCCAGUCUUCUGGAAGAGCAGCAGAAAACUGUCAGAAAUGUGGAAGCAGCUAUGAAAGAGGCUCUGGAGGUUCUGCAUAAUGAAAGGAAACAGUGGGAAACAGAGAAGUCCUGCCUUCUAGAGACAAUUGCAACAACAAAGGAGUCUCUGAAAGAGAUGGAGGGGGAGAGAAAAACCUCAACAGAGAGUCUGACGGAGAAACUGAAAGAUCUGCAGCAGGAGAUGGACACAUUACAAGAAAAAAAACUUAAAAAGAAAUCUUCCAGGAAAAGCAUCUUCAGUGUCUUUAAAAGCUCUAAAAAGGAUCCAUCUCAGUCAGAAACUACCACUGCUAAACCUCCUGAAACCCUCCAACCAAACCAAACUGACAAAAACACUUCCUGA
Messenger RNA from Girardinichthys multiradiatus, 1500 nucleotides. Its product is annotated as golgin subfamily A member 6-like protein 2. The transcript has a single exon. The record is from RefSeq and is a predicted model, not a curated record. Bases 1 to 1500 code for a protein of 499 amino acids. Lineage: Eukaryota; Metazoa; Chordata; Actinopteri; Cyprinodontiformes; Goodeidae.